Messenger RNA from Pocillopora meandrina, 3817 nucleotides. NCBI's taxonomy places the organism in Eukaryota, Metazoa, Cnidaria, Anthozoa, Scleractinia, Pocilloporidae. The record is from the annotation of a GenBank genome assembly.
GUUAGAGUGAAUGCCUUUCUGAUUGUAACUGAACUGAGAAAAGAGAAUUCCCGUUUAUAUACUUGGAAGGAGCGCUUGGAUUUCUGGGAUUUCAACAAACCUUUGCAUUGUGGGAAACUCGUAAACAUAAUUGUUGUGUCUCGACUUCUUGACCACAUGAACAGCGAAUGACCGUCGUAAACAACGCAGAAAUGUGGCAGUUUAGGUUCUUGUUGCUAUGUCUCCUGUUUCUUUUACUCGGACUCAUUCUUCUAUACAGAAAAUCGCGAAGUUUUCGUUUCCGUAUAAAGUAUAUUGGUUACAACUUUGUGAUCAUGUUAUCCGCCAUUCAUUGGACCUUUGUUGGUUUGUGCCAUCCAUUUGAUGUAGACAACUUUCAUCGUUGCUCCGGCAUCUUGUACAAUUUCCUCGUCAGAGCCUACUCGAUACGCGCUCAAGUUGAAGGACUUGAGAUCUUUGAUACUCUCAAAGAGAAGAAUUUCAUUAUUGUAGCCAACCAUCAAAGUUCGCUUGACGUUUUUGUGUUGCUUCAGACGACACCCCGUAGAACCACGUUCUUAGCGAAAAAGGAACUACUGUAUGCACCUCUGUUUGGAUUUGCGGCCUGGCUUUUUGGAAUCGUAUUUGUUGAUAGAUCUAACGCCAAGAGUGCGAGAAACGUCAUGGAUAAAACAGCAAAAACGAUGCGUGAUAAAAAGGUAACUGGUGAUCGUUAGGUGGUCAACAGAGGGGGGCUGGGUUCAAACUUCAAUGGUCAUGCUAACGGCCGAGACAACAAUCGAAGAAGUAUUUAGAAUUGUUUCUGAUUAUUUCAAGCCUUGAAGCAGUGAAACAUCAACUGGGAAAUUUGAGGUCCAAAAAGAUCCAAAUUAUAGCUAUCUUGGUAUCUUUCUGAGGACCCCUAGAGAAAUGCUAAUGAGCAAUUUUCUUUGUGCUUGUCAGCACAAACUUUGGAUCAAAUAAGCUGUUAAAAUUUACCUUGCUCCCAGCUGGUAGCUUUUUGGCUUAAUAACAGGGCCCUGUGGGUGUCUGGUGGACAGGGGCUCAAACCCUGUUGAAGCAUGAUAUUUUUCUGGCUUCUUUUUCAGCAGUUUUUUUAAUUAUAAUUAGUUCACCUGUGAGGAAUUUUUCGCUGUUUGGUGAAAAUUUCUCCCAAAGCUUUCUGGGGUUAUUAAGCUUAGAAAUAUAAUGUAACCUUACACAUUAGAUACACAUAACCGCCAGUAGAUUGAGCUGUUGACCAAGUCUUCUGCUCACAGGACACAGGUUUUACACUGUUAUUACUUUAUUUGUAACUUGCUAAAAUGUUAGCAGUAAAUAUUAAAUAAAUUAAAUAUCAGAUGUUCUCAUGUAAUUUGCAGAUUAAUCUUUGGAUCUUUCCAGAGGGCACAAGAAGCCAGAGUGGUACGUUUCUCCCAUUUAAGAAAGGUGCCUUCCAUCUUGCCAUUCAGGCACAGGUAGGUUGUCUGGAUUCUCUCAAGUUGAUGUCCAUUAACACAUGUGAAUUUGGAAAGUGUUGAAAAGGGAUAAUGCACAGAGGGAUGACUUGAAACAACUCACAAGAUGGAGGAUUAAUGGCAGGACAAAAAUGCAGGCCAACUUCAUGGUUUGGUGUUUUUCAUUAGACAAAAGUUAUGAAUUGAAAAUAAUUAAUAGUCUUUGUGAACUUGAUUAUUCGUUAAGACAGUUAAAAUAUUCAUCUAUUAAUAAUACUUAAUAUGUAAAAGCAGUGUAAAAAUUAAAUGGAACAUUUUAUGGAACUUCAGAAUGAAACAAUCAUGUGUGUUUUGUUUUAGCUUCCUAUUGUUCCUAUUGUAAUCUAUGACUACUCUUCAAUUUUCAACAAGAAAAACAAAGCAUUUGAACAUGGUAAGUUUCAGGUAGCUUUUUCAUUUUAGUGCUAAGAAAAAUUUAACUCCCAGAGGUGAUUAACAUGUAACUUCUCCAUAAAUCCACACAUUAUACAGCAUACAGGUAAUGAGAAUACUCAAAUGUAUCGGUAGAAGUUGUUACCUUCUCCUUUCCCACCCCUUAGAUGAUAGUAAAUUUUGAUUUUGACAGAAAUAUUUGAUAAUGAGGGGAUUACUAGAAUGGAUGGGUGGAUGGACUAGGGUUCUACCUCAGUGCAGGAUUGCUGCCUUAUUCCACUCACACCCUCUUGUCUGAAUGUUUUUUUAUUUUCCUUAGUCAACCAUAGCCCACAGUUCUGCACUCAUUAAAAACUUUUUUGUGUCAAAAGCAACCUUGCUUAAAUGCCUUAGAGGGCACUUUGAUUGAUCUACACAUCUUGUACCACCCUUAAAAACAGUUACCCACAAAUGUAGAAAACAAUCUUGAAGGGGCUAAUCACUUUUCCUUUUCUCAUUGGCCACCUCUAAUUAUUGGAUAAGGUUGGGCAUGAUAUCAUGAAUUAUCAAUGCUGAGGUCUGAGUUAUCUGCCAAAACUGAAGAAAUGCAACAUGCCAUGUUGGAGACAAUUCUAUAAGCAGUAAAAUCACUGCAUAUUUAAUUUAGCAAAUAACCAAAUAUUGCUUACUGUCAAACAAAUUUUAACAUAUCAUAACACACCAUAAGAAAAUGCAAUGAUUAUAUAUUCUUAACCAAUAUGCAAAAGAAGACACUUUUCUCUGAGUUGGCAAAAGUUUGAGCACACUAAUGGACAAGGGGCUUGGAAACUAGGCAGACUUUGAACUUUACAUGAUAAUCCAAUAUUUGUUGCAGGUAUUGAGUUAUCAUGUCAACUUCAUACACUAUUGUAUAUUGACUGCAUGUUCUUGCCCAAUCAGAGUUUUCAUAGAAAGCCUAAUGUAUAAAAAUUUUUCUACAUUAUUUGGGAGUUAUGAUUACUUCGUUGAAUGAAUGGUGAAAAAGUAGGGAUUACUAGAAUUAAGGUGUUGAUGAUAACUUUAUUCAGUUUGUCAGUGUCAUUUACUGUCACAGACAUUGACUCCCUUUGACUACUCUUUCCAUGUUGAUUGCACAUCACAUUGUGUAUGAGGUAACCUAAUUGUCAGUCACACUGAUGCUGUCUUAACCCUUUAACUCCCAAGAUCUCACUAUUAAUUCUCCUUACUGUCUGUCAUUCAGUUCUUGUGAUGUUAGUUUUGAGAAUUUGGUAUUGUAUCAACUUAUAAUCCACUGAUUGAUAUCUUUCUUUAUUCUCAUCACAUGUCUGCUUGAUAUUGUAAUGAUAUUGUAAGGAGAAAUUCUGUCUUGGUCACUCAUGGGAGUUAAAGGGUUAAAUCAUAAACUUAUCAGUUAAGUUUUUCAUGUACCAUCUUGUAGGAAUCAUUAAAAUUAAAGUGCUGGAUCCCAUUUCAACUGAUGGCCUUGCAGCCGAUGAUGUUGGGGAGUUAACAGAUCAUGUUCGACAAGAGAUGCUGAAAGUUUUCCAUGAAAAGGACUCUUCAGGAAGCCACCAGAAUUCAGUACCAGCAGGAGAGAAAAAGAAUGAGUGACACUAACAUUUACAUGAAAUUAAAGCAAGUUGAGCUUAAAUUCAAUUCUAUGUGGAGUUUUAAGUGUGUUUUAAAAAUGAAUAUGAUCAGAAAUGAAAUUAUUUUACUAAAGAGAUGGAUUGUACAUUGAAUUUAUAGUUUCCAGUCCCAUUACAAUUUUUGGUGCUACGUAAACUAUUGGGCUAAAAUAGCCAAUGAUGCUUGUGGACCUUCUUUUGCUUGCAAGGUUUUGAAGUUUUGAUUGUAAUUCAAUUAACUCCAAUAAUACAAACAGAGUGAUCUUGGUGUUUACUUUAUUUAAUUUUGAAACUCAAAAUUUUAAAUCAUAAAGAGAUCUUUAUUUUAAUUUUUAUGAAUGA